CAUUUACAAUUGCAUGUCAAAUCUGGAAUGAACUUGAGGUAGAAGACAAUGCAAAGCCAAGAAACCAUAUUCUGUCAAUGUUAUGAGCAGGCCUAGGUAUCUUGUGACAAAGCAAUAUAUAUAAUCCAGAGGCAAUACAGAGGACUACAGAGGUCUCUUCUCUUACUGUUUCCAUCAUUCAAUGCUGGAUUUAGUAUCUUGAGAUAGAAGACAAUACCAAGCUGAGGCACCAUGUUAUGUCAUCUUAUGAGCAGAGAGUGCAACCUUUCAUUAGAAGAUGCCAGUAUCUUCUAUUUGCUGUAGAACCAUAUACGAUCAGAACCAUAUACGAUCACAACCUUCAAGGUCCCAGCAGUGAAACUGAUUUCAGAGUGUUCACACUGAAGGUGUAUUUCAAAGUCAAACCAGUAGAGGCAAACAAACCUCAAACUGCCCCAGCAGCUAAUGGAGCAGCAGCUCCAUGCUCCACCACCUCUACCUCAUCCACCACAAGGGUUGUAAGUCCUCCUAGAGUCCCUACCAAGCACCAACUCCAGUUAUUAGCUCUCGACCGUCACCUCCUCCUAUGGGAAACGGUCCUAGGCCUAUGCCUCCUGGUGGCAGCCCAUCACCUCCACCCCGCUGCAUGAUGGCAAAUUUUGCUGCUAGGCUUCCAACAAUUCCUCCUCAAGGUUUUCGAGGUCAACAGAUGCCAACCCCUCCACCUCCCAACAUGAAGCGGUAGGUAUCCAGCCAUCCAGUUCCAUUUUUUGCUAGGCAUAUAUCCAUGAAGCAUCGUGCAAGAUGUCAAACUCCAGGAGUAAAGCAUGAUAUGGUUC
Messenger RNA from Rubroshorea leprosula, 818 nucleotides. Lineage: Eukaryota; Viridiplantae; Streptophyta; Magnoliopsida; Malvales; Dipterocarpaceae. The record is from the annotation of a GenBank genome assembly.